Messenger RNA from Phytophthora infestans T30-4, 318 nucleotides. RefSeq lists its product as uncharacterized. Gene Ontology annotation, biological process: succinate metabolic process; mitochondrial respiratory chain complex II assembly. Gene Ontology annotation, cellular component: mitochondrion; mitochondrial intermembrane space. The transcript has a single exon. Lineage: Eukaryota; Oomycota; Peronosporomycetes; Peronosporales; Peronosporaceae. Bases 1 to 318 code for a protein of 105 amino acids. The record is from RefSeq and is a predicted model, not a curated record.
AUGGCGGACCGAGCAAAGGUGCUGGCGCUGUAUAAACACAUCCUGACGCUGCACCGACAGAAGCUGGAGCCGCAUAUGCGCGUGCUCGGAGACCAAUACUUACGUGACGAGUUCAAACGGCACAAGAGCGCGGCGUCCAAAUUUGUGCCUCUCUUUCUGCGCGAGUGGGAGGAGUACGCAGCCGUCAUGGCCGACAAGAAAGACCGCUUCGGCCAGGAGCUCUCGACCGAGGACAAACGGCUGUUGGACGGAGAGCAGAAGGUUAAAUUGCGCUCACUGCAGGAUGCCGCCAAGAAGGUGGGCGAAACCAUCGCCUAG